Antechinus flavipes (yellow-footed antechinus) is the source of this 5387-nucleotide messenger RNA. RefSeq names its product Bcl2 modifying factor (gene BMF). The transcript is spliced from 4 exons. The coding region runs from base 158 to 712 and encodes 184 amino acids. The record is from RefSeq and is a predicted model, not a curated record. Gene Ontology annotation, cellular component: myosin complex. NCBI's taxonomy places the organism in Eukaryota, Metazoa, Chordata, Mammalia, Dasyuromorphia, Dasyuridae. Gene Ontology annotation, biological process: negative regulation of autophagy; apoptotic process; positive regulation of apoptotic process.
UGCCAUUGGUCAGGUCGUCGUCGAGGGGCGGGGCUUCGUCAGCUGUUUGCGGGAUGCCAGAGAGCGGGGGUAUUUUGGAAACAAUACCGCGCGGGCGGCGGCGGAGGCUAAUCUCCUUGCGCGCGCGCCUGCCGCCUGCGCCCCUUCGCCAGGAGAGAUGGAGUCUCCUCAUUAUGUGGAAGAGCUGGAGGACGACGUGUUCCACCCGGAGGACUCAGAGCCUGGUGCUCAGCCAGGGGGCCUGACCUCUCCUGCUCUGUUUGCCCAGAGCCAGCCUGACUAUAUGCUGGAUGGGCUGCAGCUUUUCCCUCUUACCCACUGCUGUGGCCCAGGGCUUCGCUCAGUUGGACAGGAAGACAAGGCCACUCAGACCCUCAGUCCAGCCUCCCCAAGCCAGGGUGUCAUGCUGCCUUGUGGAGUUACCGAAGAACCCCACCGACUCUUUUAUGGCAACGCUGGAUAUCGACUUCCCCUCCCAGCCAAUUUUCCUUCAAGCCUGAGGCUUGGAGCGGAGCCUCCCGAGGAGCAGUGGGAGCAUCGAGCUGAGGUGCAGAUUGCCCGAAAGCUUCAGUGCAUUGCGGACCAAUUCCACAGACUCCACCUGCAACGGCACCAACAGAACCGAAACCAUGUGUGGUGGCAGAUCCUCCUCUUCCUUCACAAUUUGGCCUUGAACAGAGAGGAGAACAGGAAUGGGGCAGGCCCUAGGUGAGACGUUGCUGUCCCUCUCUGUGUGUGGACCACAGGGAGAAUCCCACCCCACGCCUGGAGCAGGACACCGGGGAGAACUCCAGGAAAACUGGCACUGUGUCUUGUGAAGUUAUUUUUAUUAUUAUUAUUUUGACAUUUUUUGUCUGUUUGUUUCUGGGAUUUUGUUUGUUUGUUUUACUAUCUUUAUGUACAUAAGACCAACUCAAGAAGGGACAUUUGUUCUGCUCCCAGCCAUCCCCCAGGCUGGGAAGCCUUGGUCAAACACUGUUGAAGGAAAAGCUGGUGUAGCUGUGUUGAUGAGACCUUCUGCUGGCUCCUGGCAAAUGGACCUUUGAGGCAGCGGGUGCUGAAGAUGCCUUUCUGGGAAGGAAGGACAGUGCUGACUAAUGAAGAAAGAGCUGGGUUUGACUCCUCCCCGCUCACAAGAACCACCUCUUCUCCGAGGCUGUUGUUGGGCAUCCAUUCUUGCCCAAGCUCGGAGAUUGGGUUUGUGUGAGAAAAAACAAACCAGAUGUGCUGACAUCAGCCCUGGGUGGGUCACCUUGCCCAGCUUCUCCUGAUUCCCUUCCCAACAGCUCCUUACUGCAGAUUGUGGCUGUGAAUUUUUUCCCUCAGAGUGAAGAGAAAAUAGGUUUGCUGAGCCUAGUGCAGACCAGUGCUGGAUGGUAGCACUGCUCUGGACACUAUCAUUUAAGUGUAAAGGAAAUUUACUCACUAUGGGCUUCCAUCUUGGACAUACAGCCACCAGGCACUAAAGGGUUAGUUAGCAAGUUCAUCAGUCAUUGACAAAUCCAGGUUCCACCCUGACCAGUGGCAGCCCCGAGGAUAUAAUCCCACGUAUAAUUGCCUCAGGAUUUCUAGUAUCCCUCUCAAGGACUGGGGGGCGGGUGGGUAAGGCUACUGUGGCAUUCCCAGGAGUCAAAUUGGACCCACAGCCACAGGAAACUGCUACCGAAUGAACCAAACUUAUAAGCCGACUUUGGAUCUGAUUUGGCAGUGAAUUAGCCAGAAUUGAUAAGAACAUUUUCUUUGAGGGACUAGAGUCAGUCAAAAGCAAAUUGACCUUCAUCUUGAAAUAAGUGGAGUGGUCAGUCAGCUUAUUGCAUCAGCUUCCUUUGUGGGGAAGGAAGGGAGAGGGGGAGGACUGUCAGCUUCUUUUUGGAAAGCUACCCUAUUGGUAAAGGAGAGCCCUGGUUGGAAAUUCUUGUUAUCUGAGGCACUAGACAGGUGGCCCAUUUUUUUUAGUGAGAAAGAAGUUUCAUGCCUUUCAGAAGGUGAAAUUCCUGUUUCUGUGGAAUUUUCCAUCAUUCUUUGUACCUAAUGCUAGGUGGGAAAAAGCAAGGCAUUAGGGGUUGGAGUGGCUAGUGGCUUUUAUCUGCCAAACUGUGGUUUUUAUUGUUCUUGUUGGGGUUUAUUUUUUAGGGGAAGGGACAAAAGAUGGAGCUGAGUUCAAGGCCGUGUUUCAGGGGCUCCUUGUUUUUUUCCAGCUUCCCCUGGGUAUAAAUCUUCUGUAUUUGUCCAUCUCUUUCUCUCCUCGUCCCCACCAAAGAAAACAAUCAGAGUGACUGCCUGGCAUCUCUUGAGAGAGGUCUAGUUUGGAGAGGGAACAGGAAACACAUUAAUCAACUAUUUAGAAUUUAAAUUAUACUUUGGGGAAAAUAAAUCUCUAAGAAGGAAAACCAUUUGGUGCUAAAGGAGCAUGGUUCGUGGAAGAUGUUCCCAUUAGAGAAGGCUCCCAUCAGAAAUGGAAGAUGAGCUGCUCUCUGUCUCCACUUUCAGCGCCAGAUCACCCUCAGGACUAGUGGGGUUGAGGGAGACGGUAGGUAAUUAGUCCUUUGAGCGGAGGGAGUCGGUCUCUGGGGCAGGCUGCUGACUUGAUGCUUUUGUUGAGCCUAAGACCGUGAAGCUCCCUGGCUUUUGCUCCCUUCUGCUUGGAUUUGAUGGUGUCUCAUCCCAACGUCUACCCUACCAUAGCCUGAAUCUCAUCUCAGGGUACACACUGUAUUUUUUCUGCUAAGAAAGUUAGCUUGUGAUGAACAAAGAGAAAUCUCCUAGGGAAGUGAGUCAGGGGACUGGGAUGCAGGGCUUAUAAAUAAGUGUCUCACAAAUGGACUUCUGGAAGGGUUCUUUCUGCCUGCCCAUCUCUUGACCAACACUACUCUUCCUUUGAAUGUUUCCAGUAUAUUCUGGCAUCUUUUCCCAGGUGUGUCAUGGAUGACGUGCAUCUUCUUCCUUCUGUGUAUCAAGGCCAUAAUGCCGAGUGCUCUGACUAUAGUUUUACAGGCAAUCUAAAUUAACCAGCCUACCCCUAAUCUUCCAUGCUGGAGGGUAGGAAAAAGUGGGGUGGCUUUGUCCUUAUGCCUCAUUUCUACCCGAGGCCCUUAAAACUGGGAUUUGAAGGUUUUAAAAUCCGUACUUUCCUGUCUUGCAGAAGCUUUCCCCUUCUUCACUCUAUCCCAUAUGUGUGGGAUCAGUGCUUGGUUUCUUGUGGUUUCUCUCUCAAGCUGAGCCAUAGAGUCCUGGUGACUGGAGCAGGGGCUGCUCACGCCACAGCAGGCACUCCCACCCCCAUCCCAACUCUUCACCGACCGACUCCCUGAAUUCACCCUACCCAGCCCACCCUCCUCUACAACCUCUCUUUCUCCCCCCUCCCACCCCCAAAUUGCUAGCCGAUGUGAGGUCAGGAACUGAGUCCUCAGGCAAGACUGGGCAAAAUUUUAAAACGAAAUGGAGGGGACUGGGGAGGGUGGUGGUGGUGGUGGAAAGGGCUGAUUUUGUGUUGUUUAGGAUUCUGUUCCUUGCUUUUCCCACCUCCUGCUGUGUGAAAAGGCUGGAAUGGUUCCUAGGUCAGGCCCCUGAGACACUCCCUUCCCCCAGUGGCCUGGCUGCCUCCUGGGGUGAGGAGGUGGAAGGGGAGCAAGGCAGAGAAGUGACCUGUAACCUGCUGAAGGCUGGAAAGAGAGGGGGAGGGAAGGCAGCUUGAGAAGUGACCUGUAACCAGCUGAAGGCCGGAGUAGGGCUCUGAGAGGAGGGCAAAACCAUAUUAUUCAUCUUAGAAUUUUUUCGGGGGGGGGUGUGUGGCAGAGGCAAGCCCCCUUUUCUAUAGCAGAGCAGUCUCCUGGCUCUGGGGAGCCUGGUGUCCCAGAGUUAAAGGGGGUCUGGAGCUGCUGGAAUAGCUCAGCCAGAAGUGGGAGUGGGAUGGUUCCUAUGGCAGCCUGGGGCCAAACUCUGGGACUCCCUUUCUCAGAUGAGUUGGUUGGAUCUGAAAAGAAAGGGGGAGGGGGUGUCUGAAACAUACCCUCCCCUUCUUCCCCCCUGGAUCGGAGAAGCAGAAAUAAGUGUCUGUGUGAGCCUCCCACUCUUGGGUCUCUAGGGAGUUGACCUCUCUGCAGCCUCCUAGUCUUGCUCAAUCCAAAGUGGAAAAAAAUCACCUCCCAAUGACCUACAAACCAGUCCCCUAGAGGUGUCUGUUUGUGUUCAGAGCAGACAACUGUGGCUUCUAAGCACUGGGAGGACACAGUGCAACCCCACUGGCCUGUUGCAGCCACCAGAACUCUUCCCCGGCCCCAUUCCGUUGAAUGCACUGGAAUAUGUGUUGUGUGUAUGUGUGUAUGUGUGUACAUAUAUGUGAGAAAGGGACACAGACAGACUUGGUGCUCCUGCCAGCUGUCAGGGAAGGGUCUGGCCCUUCACUAUGGCUACUUUCUGGGAAGUGAGAAUUAGGAAAGCCAUUUCUAUGCCUUUAGUUUCAUGAGAUUUGCUGCCUUUAGGGGGAGUUGUUUAUUUUUUUAAUUGGGGGAAGAGUAAGAAGAAAUGGGAAAGGGAUGGCUUAGGGCACAUGUCUGAUGUUUGCUGCAAAUCCUGUUAGAAGGGCUGCCCUGGAACUUCCUUGAGUCAGGGCGGACAGGGUAGGAUCCCAGUUCUCAGGAGGAUAGGAGGGAGGUGGUUUGAAUCUCCCUCCAUCCCUCUGAGGGCCUUAAGACAGUUUGUUCCCUAUGUAGGGCCCUCUGGAUUCCCAGGCACCGGGAGUGGCAGUGGGUAUUUAGGAUUGGAUGGGGGCUGCAACUCUAGCAGCUUCCCAGAGCCUUCCCUCGUGGAUGUGACUGACUUCCUCGUUCGCUUCGAAUGCCAUGGUUUUGCUGCUUCCCGGGCUGUUUGCCCACUCUGGGCAGAGGUUUUUUAACUGGUGCUGGCCCCUUGGUGCUCAGUGCCCCCUGGAGAUAGCAGGCCCUGGGGCACAUGCUCCACACAGCCUCUCUCCACGGCGGGCAGACCUCAUCUGCUCGAGCCGAAGGGCCCUUGCUCUCAGAAGCUGGCCAGCUGAGUAACCUCCUGCCUUUCCCCUCUUCCUUCCCCCUCAGUCCACACCAACGAGGCUGUCCCCACGAGGCACGGGCCCCAUUUCUCUGCUGUGGAUGGAGACCCAGUGAGAAUGUAGCAUUUUGUUCCCCUGCUGAUGGAUCUCCAGGACUCUGCCCUUUGCCUCCUGGGACUUGGCAGGGGAAGAGAGGGAGAGAAGGGGAAUAGGGGAGGGGAAUUGGGGGAAGAGGGCCUGUUUUGUAUCUGUACAGUAUACUGGGCUUUAUGUUCUUCUCAUGCAUAUAUAUAUGUGUAUAUAUAUGGAGUCUUUUUUCAACAACUGGUACAAUUUUUAAUAAAAUCAUUUAAAGCAAGGA